AUGCCGGUAACGAUUCGACAACGGCGGCGCUUACUUAGAUCAACCGAUGCUAACCCUACUCCUCCUCGGACGCUUCUUCGGCCGCGGCGAGUCGACCCGUGCUCGUCAUGGGUUGGUGUUGGCUGCGACACUGGCGGGCGAGUGGUGUCGCUAGACCUCUACGGGCUCCGGCGGACUCGACUUGGUCGCCAGAACCCUCGAUUCGCCGUCGAAGGGAUUCAGAAUCUCACCCGGUUGGCUUCCUUUAACGCUACUGGAUUUACGCUCCUGGGCUCUAUUCCCGAUUGGUUUGGAAGCCGCCUACCGCCGUCGCUUGCCAUUCUCGACCUUCGCCGCACGUCUAUUUACGGGGACAUACCUUACUCCCUCGGAGGAGCCACUGGCCUCACGGUGCUCUCCCUAGCGGAAAACUCGGUCACCGGCAGCAUUCCUCCCACACUAGGCAGGUUGAGAAAUCUCUCAUUUCUCGAUCUCUCCCGGAACUUGCUCUCUGGCGAUGUGCCCGCAGAGUUUACGGGCAUAAAAAACGUCACUUACCUCGACCUCUCCUCCAAUUUCAUCACCGGAGUAGUGCUGCCGGAGAUCGGAGACUUGUCGAAGUUGGAAACCUUGAUUCUUGCUAAUAAUAGCUUCACCGGCUCCAUCCCUCCGGAGCUAGGGAACGUCUCUUCCCUCUUUACACUUGAUCUCAGCUUCAAUUCGCUAUUCGGUGCGUUACCUGAUAGCUUGAGUAAUCUUAGCAAUUUGAGACAUCUGAAAUUGGGGAGCAACUUCCUCAGUGGAUUUCUAAGAUCGAAUAUCUUCUCUGGUUUGUCAUUGCUUGAGUCGAUCACAUUGAGUCGAAACAACUUCUCCGGCGAGCUUCCGGAUUCACUGUGGUCGCUCUCAAAGUUGCGAUUCCUUGAUAUCUCCUACAAUAACUUCACGGGCAGUCUGCCGGAGCUCUCCUCUACCAAUGCUAAUCGCAAUGCAAUUGGUGGUUCAAUUAAUCUUUCACAUAAUCUUCUGUAUGGUUCGAUCUCCUCUGGGUUCGCAAUCCUGCUUUCUAGGCUUAGUUAUGCGGACAUAUCAGAUAAUUAUUUGCGAGGUUUUGUGCCUCGUGAUGGUACAAGCAGGAUUCUAUCUGUCAAAAUGAAUUGCUUUCAGAAUGCUUCGAGCCAGAGAACCCAAGCUGUCUGCGAGCAUUUUUAUGAGGACAGAGGGAUACCAUAUGAUGAUAUUGUGAAUGAAAAUUCACCGCCUGCUACUAGCCUCAGAUCGAACUCAUCCAAGAGCUACAAUGCCUGGAAGUAUAUUGUAAUAGCAGUAGUUGGUGGCACUGCCCUCCUUGUGUUAGUGAUUAUUUCUGUUAUGCUGUGUUUUAGACGGUGCAGAAGCCUUUCAUCCGAGCAGAGGGAUGGGAGUCAGAAUGCUUCUUCAUCCAUCCCAGGAGGAGGCUUGACGCGGCCUCCUAUAGUUGCUGUUAAUUUGCCAGCUGUGGGAGUGGCCUUUACAUUUGAGCAAUUGGCACGGGCAACCUUGGAUUUUGGUGAGGGGAACCUAAUCAAGCAUGGAAAAUCAGGAGAUAUCUACCAUGGAAUAUUGGAAAAUGGUAUAAAUGUGAUUGUUAAAAGGAUAGACAUGGGCAGCGUUAAGAAGGAAUCUUAUAUGGUGGAAUUGGAUUUCUUUGCCAGUUUUUCGCAUGAGAGAUUGGUUCCUUUUGUUGGUCAUUGCUCAGAGAAUGAGAAUGAGAAGUUUCUUGUUUAUAGAGAAAUGCCUCAUCGUGACUUGUCUAAUGCACUUUAUAGAAAACCCUCACCAGGGGAGGAGGGCUUACAGUCACUGGAUUGGAUAACAAGGUUGAAGAUAGCGACAGGGGCAGCAGAGGCUCUCUGUUUUCUGCAUCAUGAGUGUGUGCCGCCAUUGGUUCAUAGAGAUAUUCAAGCAAGCAGUAUCCUUCUAGAUGAUAAGUUUGAAGUGCGCCUUGGAAGCUUAAGCAUUGUAUGCACUCAGGAAGGGGAUGGCUAUCAGAAUGUGUUCUCUAGAUUCUUGCGAUUUUCACAGACACCGGAGCAAAGUGGCACAGGCCUGCCACCUGCAUCAUGUGCCUAUGAUGUCCAUUGCUUUGGCAAGGUUCUACUAGAGCUGGUGACAGGCAAGCUUGGUGUUAGUGGCUCAAAUGAUGCUUCAACAAAUGAAUGGCUCGAGCACACUUUACGCUUCAUAAACAUCUAUGAAAAGGAGCUCAUAACCAAAAUAGUUGACCCAUUACUCAUAGUGGACGAGGACCUGCUCGAAGAGGUGUGGGCAAUGGCGAUUGUGGCGAGGUCUUGUCUGAAUCCCAAGUCGUCAAAGCGGCCUCUUAUGAAGUACAUUCUAAAAGCAUUGGAGAAUCCAUUAAAGGUGGUUAGAGAUGAAAACAAUUCUGCUUCAGGCAGGUUAAAAGCUACAUCUUCAAGAGGCUCUUGGAAUGCAGUUCUCUUUGGAAGCUGGCGGCAUAGCUCAUCGGCGGACAUGCCUUCUGUUUCAGCACAGCCACGGGACGACCGGAGUUUAAGACGUUCUGGUACGAUUAGAUCACAGGGAAGUGCCGGCGAGCAUUCUUUCUCUCGCCGGAGACCAUCCAAGGAUAUCUUCCCUGAGCCACAGGACAUUGAGGAUUCAUAAGACGGUGGUCUAAAGCUGAUUCUUUGGAUAAAAUGAUUCAUUGCAGGCUCCCUAUUUGUGUGCCUGCCACCAAUCAGCAUCGAAUCUGCAGGUAUUCGGAUCCUAUUCAAUUACCAUUUGGAUUGUCUGAUGCAGUUGUUAUAUAUCUCAGGCUUCGUUUGGGACGGCUUUCUUACUGCUUCUUAAACCAGUUUUUUAGUGCAAAUUUUUAUGCUAAAAAGCUGCUUUACGAAGUAAUAAAAAAGCCGUCCCAAACAAAGCCUUAGUCUUACAUUUUCUUUUUAGGCAGCUUGAAUUGAUUCCAUUUAUUUUUUAUUUUUAUUUUUUUUUUCAAAAUAGUGGGAUUGAUCCCAGCUGCUUAAAAGUGAAUUAUAUGGUUGUUGUGCAAUUGUUUGGUAAUUGGUGGGGAUCCGAAUCGACUGUGCAAUCCUUGAAAUUGUUCUCCUCAAAGGUGGGGGAAUGGUUUGAUGUAAUUUUCAUUCAUUCUCUUAUAUUUCUGCUUUAUAGAAAGUGGAAAAAGAAAGUUUUUUAGGGCAGCAGAUUGGGUCAGAUUAUCAAGAGAGGUUAUGGUGGUUAUUGUGGGCUUGGGUUUUCAAUUUUUCCCGUUGCAGUCUGGCAUGAGAGUUGAGUUCUUAUAUUUUUUUUCCUAAAUAAUUAAAUUUAUUUU
Dendrobium catenatum is the source of this 3313-nucleotide messenger RNA. Its product is annotated as probable LRR receptor-like serine/threonine-protein kinase At2g16250. The transcript has 4 exons. NCBI's taxonomy places the organism in Eukaryota, Viridiplantae, Streptophyta, Magnoliopsida, Asparagales, Orchidaceae. Gene Ontology annotation, biological process: protein phosphorylation. Gene Ontology annotation, molecular function: ATP binding; protein kinase activity; protein binding. Bases 1 to 2646 code for a protein of 881 amino acids. The record is from RefSeq and is a predicted model, not a curated record.